AUGUCUGCCCACAAGUCUAACGUCUCAAAGAGAUGGCUAGUUUUAUUGUUAACAAUCGACUGGAUGGUACUUAGUUAUGGUAAAGAGGUAAGUAAUUAUGGUAAAAAUCGAAGUCAACUCCUUCGAUUAUCUAUAGAACAGAACAGAUCCAGCCAUAGGUUAUGAGGGGGAAAAGAAGCAAUGUUAGGCUACGAUAUUUCAUAUGUUAAGAGAUGACCAUCACGGGGCUGUUUAUGACUAGCUGUACACUAAGUCAGAGUAGAAAAUAGACCGUUCAUCCUUGCCUGUUUUCCAUCGUCGCCAUGCAUUGCUUCUUCGUAGAAAAUUCCAUGCUAAACUUUACAGGUCGUUUGUAUCCGUGGUCAGUGACAAGAGCCUUAACUCGAAUUAUACAAAUGUGAAUUGAUGAAUACUUUGCGGAUUUCUUAUAACAGGGCUUGUGCUGACUCGAAAUUUUCAGCACGAAUUGUCUGCUCAUUACAUGGUCCAUGAAAUUAACUACCAUAUGAAUUUUUUUACACAUGAUGAUAGUCUCAGGAAGAUACUUUAAAGGAGGUUAUACUUCAUUUUAAAUUUUAAUCUACCUGCUUUUGAUAACAGAAUAUCCGCAUAGUUCUCAGCCUUUCCUUAUUCUUUCAUUUUUGAAUUACUGUUGAUAAAAGGCAUACAUAAUUUAACAGAUGUUCCUCUAAAUCACCAGAAUGGCGCACUCGUCAAAAGAGACACAACACUUGAAAACGUGAAGGCGAUGUACAACAGAUUUGUGAGUGAUUCAACUGGAAAGGUAAGUUGAAGUAAGGGACUUCAACUGAUUAAGAUGGUCAUAAAAAGUCCCCGGAGUCAUAAAAAGACCCAGGAGUCUUAGAGUGGGAUCACGUCGCACGAUGCAUUGUCACAAAAUUACUUUUUCUUGGUAACAUUUUAGUUAACGCACCUAGUCUAGAUUAGGAAACGUGUUAUGAAGGCGGGAAAAUGUGGUCAGUUAAUUAGACUUCCGAAGGAAAAUAGUAUGAAUGCGCAGAUCUUCAAUUCAAACUUAUGUUACCCGCUCAAGGAGAGGAAUACGUUACAAAGUUCUUAAAAUUGUAAUAUUUCAUUUUGCUGAAUGACCCAGGCAAAGUAUGCUGACGCUGGAAAUAACGCUUGCUCAAUGGACUUGCCGCCGUCUAUAACCAAAACACCAGGGAUAGUUCAUGUGGCUGCAUCAAAGCAUGACUUCCAGGGUUCUCUUGGAUGCGGAGUGUGUCUUAACAUUGUUGGAAGUGGAAAACCUGCUGCAGCAGAUCUGGACGGCUCACCACCAGUUGAAGGAAGCUUAAGAGGAAUAAUCGUCGACCAAGACGAUUCACUGAAUCAAGGUGCUGACAGCCUUUUACUGUAAUUCUGAUGACGUUUCUGAUUAUGUUGAAUAUUGCAAUUGCUCUGAUAGUCUCUGAGAAGUUCUGAUAAAGUAUUUUUUGCUAGAAAUUUUGAACAAGAUCAUGGCGCAUAAUCGUUGAAUGAUACAAUUUGCUUUUUUCAUGGGAGAUCAUGGCUCUCAGUGAGAUCUGAAACAAACCCAAUUCUAUCCUUGUUCCACCCUAGGAGACCUGGCUGUUCUUCCUCCACAGACUGGAAGUGGUCUUUGGGAAAUCAGCUUCAAAGCUGCUGACUGCCCAUCGGCCCAGGGACCAACAGGAUACAUCCAGUUUCGUUUUACUGGCAGUAAUGACAUGUAUUUCAAACUGCAAGCCACAAAUGCUAAGUAAGUAACGGCACAAGUGUGUUUCGCCAUUAGCAACCUCAGUGUGACCUACCCACGUACACCAACCCAUAAAAGACCUACCCGUUUAUCUUUUUGUUCGAUUGCCAAACGUUUCCAUGUGUCUACUGCUGUAUAGAGUUCCUGUGGCUGGCAUUGAAGCUUUUGAACGUGUAAAAGGCAAGUGGUUUUGCCUCGCAAGAACGACAAAUAACUUCUUCACGAACGAAGGAAUGGGUGCUGUUUCAUUUCCACUGAAGGUGCGCCUAACAAGUGUCAUGAAUGAACAGCUGGAGGCGACAAUCAACGCCCUAGAAAACGACAAGGUUAUCAAUUCUGAUGUUCAGUUCUCAGACACUGCAAUGAGAGGUGAGAGACACUAAGAGUUCUCCUGAUUACUAGACAAGAAGUAAACUCUUCCAUACUUAGUUGAUCAAAUUCGUUUGAAAUUCUUAUUCAUCAGUUGAUGGGCUGAUUCGAUAAUCAGAGAAGCAAUUUUUUUGUCCAUGUUUCCUAAUAGAAAUCUCCUGUCUUAAUCAGCGUAAUUCUGGUUUCAUUUUGGCUGUGUAAAAAACCUUGAACUUAAAUAUUAAUCUCCUACGACUCCCAUAGGUGGAUCACCAGAAGGAAUUAAAUGUUAUGGUCAAGGUGACAGACCUUCUACACCUGAAGGUACGCGUGCACGAAGUUUCCAUCAUAUUUCGUAAAUCUAUUUUACAAGAGUCUCCCUAUUACGCCUCUUUUUUAAAACUUAUCAAGCUCUCAUAAUGUGUGGACCGGCAUAACAAGAACGUAUCGAUAAUAUGAUACAAAUUUCAUAAUAUUGGAAUGUAGAUCUGGCCUCUAAAUUCCUUUGAGUGAAACUUUUCAUUGGCUUUUUUUUUAGUUGAAGGCUAAACGUGAGUUAUUUCCGUGGCUUGAUAAUGGAAGAAAUAUAUUGUUAUCUUCAUCCAUCCCGAGCUAAGCUUCGAUCUGCCUUUGACCGCGCGCUAGAUUCUUGAUCUGAUUGUAAACGCAUACCCAAACACCCAUCUAUGAAACAAUAUACCUGCACUAUCACUCGUGAGAAAUUCAAAGUUUUUUUAUAUUUUUCUCUACAGUGAAAAGUUAUUCCAGUUAAUUAGAAUAUGAAAGCUACAUGCAAAGACCGUUAUUUGUUUUGAUUCUCAAUAGGCGAUGAAGGGUUCUGCGUGUCCAAAGAGGAUGGCAUAUACGCAGAUCCAAAAGACGAGACCGCUUUUUACGUUUGCCAAGGUGAAAAGGCAACAAAGAAAUUUUGUCCAACUGGACUAAAAUUUAAUCCAGUGAUAUCUUCCUGUGAUGUGCCGGAAGAUGUAAAAUUUGUUAGCGCUGAAGCUGAAUCUGGGGGGCCAUUUGACUCAAAAGAAGGCAGUAGAUGGAUUUCUUUACCAGGUGAUGGUAGCUUGAAAGUUUUUUCUGUCGGUGAAAGCGAAAAACCGACUAAACAAGAUGACAAGGUGAUUUCAAAGGUUUCACACCCGCACAAGUUGUUUUCAAUCAACAUAUUCAACGGUGUCCAAAGUCAUGCAAUACAGCAGCCCCCUGGAGGAACACAAAAUAAACUUGCGAGUCCUGUAAGAUACCAAGGACAUUUACAAGAUAAUGUCGUAAAUAUCAUGUCAGUGGAGUCACCUCCACUAAAUGGAAAAGCCAAAAAGCCCGUAAUGGUGCCAGAAACGGACGUUAAAUCCAAGAGCCAAGAGGGCUUGCGAAAUACUACCAACCAAACGAUUGAGGACAAUAAUUCAGUGUUGCUAACACAAAAAUUACAGCCAGUGAUUAAAGGCAACGUGAGCCAAAAAAUAGAUCAAAAGGAUUGGCGAAAUGACGAAGGACACAUGAAAAAUUUGCGUGAUUCAGCAAAUAAUAAGAGUUUGGCAAAUAUUUCUGAAAACCAUUUAUCUCCAAAUGAUCUAAGUCAUUUCAGUACAACCCCUCACAAGUUGUUUGCUAUAAAUAUCUAUGGUUCACAUCCUCAACUUCCAAGUGUGCACCAUGAAAUGAAGACUACCACUGAGAACAGACAGGAUGGGGAACAUACCAUAGAACCAGUAGAUGAGUUUAGAGACACCAAUUCCUUCGCUGACAACGGUCGGAAAGUUCUAGUUGACUCAUCAGAAUUUCACAUUGGCAAAGGUGAGAUGUUAAAAAAUCCUGGGCAGCUUACAACUGAUACCAACGAAAAUAACUCAGAGAAUGCCAAUUUUGGGGGCAAGACAGAUUCAUUUAGCACUAAUGAUUCAAUUAGUUCGAUGCCACUUCACUUUAAACUUAAGAUUAAGAUGGACAACAGUGGAAAACAGCCUGUGAUUAACUGCACUCUGUCCGAAUGCCCUGAGAAUGACUUCGCGAUACAGGAAGAUAGGACGAAUACCUCAACGUCGCCAGUAAAUGGAUCAAAACCUGAACCUAUUGUAUCGCCGCAGAAAUUAUUUGUCAGCCAGAACAAUUCUAAACUUGAAGAUUUUCGAGUAACGUUUAAAACUGGUCAGCCAGAGUCAAUGAAUCAGAAACAAGAAGUGAAAGAAUCGCGUGCGCCCGCGAUGAAUUUAACAAAAAUUAUAAUACCACCUUCUCAUAUGCAGGAUAUAACAAACCUUUCCCAGCAGAAAAAUGCUUCUAAAACUCCCAUUCAGCAGUUAAAAAGUUCUUCUAGACAGCAAAAUGGAGACGUGCCCACUUUACACCAUAACGAUACGGUAUCAUUAGAAACAAAUAAAAACGCAGAGCAAGGGCAAGUGAAAACCGACGACAAUACAAAGACUAUGGAGAUCAGCGACAACAACAAACCUGACGAGAUGAGAGGGGCAGAGCAAAAAGCAACUACAAUGGACGAGAGUGCUGCAAGCAACAUCCAAAACUCUUCUAAUCUAAAAGUUUCUGUGGGUGAGAAGUACGAAACUGGUAACAAAGUAAAAGACCCAGUUGUGACUGGGGGCCCAGUUCAAGAACCUGGCAACGCAAAGGCCUCUGAUAAAUUCAGGGAGCAAAAACAGAUUUUUACGAACAACAAGUUUCAAGCCAAUUUACAAUCGGACAGUGUAACAAAGCAACUAGAAAAUGCUAAUAUGAAAAGUCCCUUUCUUGAGCAAGAGCAGCUAAGUCCUCACGAUUUUGUUCAAAUUCAGAGCCGUCCACAACUAAAGAUAAUUUUAAAAACUCCUGGGAGAAUUUUGAAUCCUCUGAACAGACGGUCAGGUGCUAAAGGUCACAUCGUGCAGAUCUUAAAAAGCUUGAUCGAUAGGCCGCUUGAGUUAGAUUCUAAGGGCAAAGAGGUCGUUUCUAUGUUAUCCAGUUUCACCAACAAAACAGCAACAGGAACGGCUCGAGAGAGAAUAUCUCAAGAUGAUUCCAAGGCAGUGGAAGAUGGUGGAAAUAUCGCCCAGAGUAUUUUAGAAGCAAACAAGGAAUACCUUGACGCUAUUGCUACGCAGGGAAUGGUAUUCAGUGAUGGGGAUCCUGAAACAGAGAAUAUGACAAGUAUGGAUGGCUCUAUUAAUCACAGUCAUGGCUAUCAACAGCAGGAAUAUGAAGCUUCUCGGUGGAAAAGUCCACACACAGAAGGAGAAGAUUCUUCAACAGAGCCCCAAGAGCAUAGCCUCGGCAUUAAUACUCACCAAGGUGAUUCGGUCCAGGGUGAGUAUUUGAUAACUCGACUUCAAGAGGACGGAGGCAGUGGUGAGUAAUCUUAAAUUUGUUUUGUCACCGUAAUGGUUCGUCAAAAUGAUAAAAAAGAAAAAACAAAUAAGUUUGCCAAAGAAAAAUCGGAAAUCCGAAAGGGAACAGCAUGAGAAAAUCGCAAAAGACAAUGAAUUGGAUUGUGGUUUGUUUGGAAACAGAGGUCGUUUACCUUAUUAUAAUACUCAUACCAUUUUUCAUUUGGUCAUGGUUUUGCCAAUAAAUAAAAGUGGUCUCGUAGAGCUUGAGAUCAUCUGGUUUUUUUUUUUUUGUUAUGUUUGUUUGUUUCAUAUCUCAGCCCCUCAACUGCGUAUGUAGGAUUAUGUAGCGGACUUUCUUAGCGCCCCUUCUCAGGCUCGAACCCCGACAGAUGGAAGAAACAACAAUAUCCCUUCUCGUCUCAUGAUACAUAAGACUGGACAAGAUUAUACCGAGCGUAGCUUAUGUAAAAAGGGGGUAAAAGACUAACAGAAAACAUUUCUUGGUUUCAGGUGAAAGUGUUAGUGGGAUGGGAACCAACAAAAACACUGGGUCGGGUAAACCUGAACACGAUAAAGGAUCCAAAGGCUUGCCUAACAGAGCAGGCAGGGUGUCUGUCACAGGUGGACUGCCUGGAGUAUCAGAAAUGAACGCUUACAAAGGAGGGAUGCGCAAACCAAAAGUUGAUUCACGUAGGGACAGUUUUAUCAUACAAUGAAUAUUAUUCUCUCUGUAUCUCUGAAUUAAAAGGCAAAACAUGCGAAAAAUACGCGUAUGAGUGAAAUGAAGGUAAACUUUGUAAAGGAAAACGUGCAAAAAAAAUCAAACCUAAAAACCAGUGCAGACUUGAGGCUCAGAUCUUUUGAUUUGACUAUUGAAUAUUUCACUGAGCAACAAGCGAAAUCGAAGACAUAGUUCUAAUAGCCUCAAAAGCGAUAAGCCUCUUGCAUGAUGAUAGGGUAUGGGAAAUUGUUGAGUUACGAUUAUGACACAGUAACAUUUGACUUUCUUCUUUUAGGAUUGAAGUCCUUCUGCAUCGGAAAGUCAAGCGGAAUCUACACAAAUCCUUUCGAACAAAAGAGCUUUGUCGUCUGCUCUAAUGGAGUGUCAGAGGAGAGACAGUGUCCUGAGGCCAUGUUGUUUAACCCUAAAGAAAAGAUGUGCGAUGUGCCAGAUCAGAGAAACACCAUGAGGACAAAGAAAAGGAAAGAAACCACCAAAAAAUGAUUGAGACGUUCUCGUUGAUGAUUCCUUCUUCACAAUAUUUGUCUCAUGGAAAAGUGACCUUCCUAAGAAAAUACAUGUUCAAUUUAAAACGUAUUGAAAUUUCAAUUCAAUGAAAAAUUACUUCAUGAAUAACAUCUCCGUUUGCAGUCCCGCCCCCUUCCCUACACAACAAGACAAGUCUGCAUUUAUUUUCCAAAAUGUAAAUGUAUAUUUAUAGCUUAACUAUGGAAGACAACUAACGCCAAUAAAACAGAUUGCCCCUUUUAGUUGUGA
Pocillopora meandrina is the source of this 6919-nucleotide messenger RNA. The record is from the annotation of a GenBank genome assembly. NCBI's taxonomy places the organism in Eukaryota, Metazoa, Cnidaria, Anthozoa, Scleractinia, Pocilloporidae.